AUGGUAUGGUUAUCACAAGAUGCUAAGCUUGAUGAAGUUCGUAAAGAGCUUAUGAAAUCUGAACGUAGUGAUCACCAAAUGGGAUCAAAUUGUCGUUUCUUAUAUUAUUCACGAAAAAAAGCAGAGAUUGAACCAGAUGAUGAAUCUAAAUAUGAUCUUUUAGAAAUUGUCGAAUCAGCUGAUAAUGAGUAUACUUUAUAUAUUAUCCAAGAUAAAAAUAAAUGGAGAAAAUCUCUUGGCGACGGGGCUACCUGGAAAAUAAUUGGAUAUGAUGAAAUUUACUCAUUAUUCGAAUUAUUAAGUGAAUCUUUGCAAAGAAAGGUUUUGGGCGUUUUAGGUCACAAAAUUUUAAAAGCAAAAAUCGAAGAAAUAGAAUUUAAUUUAGAACCUAAAAAAGCAUAUAUUUAUCAAUUGUCUCCGCACAUAAAAGAAAUCAAAAACAUAGGCGAAUGCAAUAUCCUAGCAUCUAUUGCAAGCGAAAAUGGCAAUGUAUUUUCGUUGUAUGUUGAUCAUAUGAAUAACGAUCAAGACCGUCCAGUAAUUGUUAUUAAUCACAUACAAGGAAAUGAGUCCAAACUUGCUAAGGCGUUUAGUACUUUAAUGCUUAAGAAGGCAGUUAAAAUUAAACUUUGUUGGAUUAUCAUCGGUUCACUAACAAGCUUCAAUUUUAACACCCAAUACCCACUAACACUCAAGAGUGGAAAGUAUACAGCUACUGGCCAUAAAACAGACAAAUGUGGCAAGUUUGGUACUUGUGUAUUAGAACCAACUUCGAAUAAAAAAUCAGAUUCUAUAAACAAUACUAACACAGGAAAGUCUACAAAUCCUACACAUCAUAACAUAUAUUACAAUCCCAAAGAUUCAACAUACGCCAUUGGCAAUUAUUUUUCUAGUUUACAGGAGUCAGCAUACUUGUUUAUUUAUGAUAUUACAAAUAGAAAAAAAGUAACAGAUGAAUCAGUUCUACAAAGAUUAGCAUUAUACAAUUGGCAA
This is a messenger RNA of Dentiscutata erythropus, 993 nucleotides long. The record is from the annotation of a GenBank genome assembly. NCBI's taxonomy places the organism in Eukaryota, Fungi, Glomeromycota, Glomeromycetes, Diversisporales, Gigasporaceae.